AGUUUCCGGUUUGAGGAAAAUAUUAUAAUAAUAACGUGAAUCUACCAGUAUUGUUGAAUUUUAUUCUAACAUGGAUUGGCAAUUAACAUGUAGAGUGUGCUUAGAGACAGGUGACAUGGUUUCCCUAUUCGAUUGGGAUGAAAAUAACGAACAACUCAGCGACAAGUACACGUAUUGUUGCGGCAUUGAGAUCACUAAAAACGAUUCAUUGCCUACGCUAAUUUGUUUAUCUUGUGUUGAUCGUCUUACAUAUGCGUACCAGUUCAAACAACAAUGUCUUACAUCAAAUGACACUCUUAAAGAAUGUCUUGAAGAGUUUAUAAAAAGUACAGCUGCAGUCAGCAGCAAUCCCAAUACAUCCAAAGCCACAGAGACUGAAACAAUAACUAUAAAACAGGAGAAUGGCUUCCUUCUUCAAUAUGAGUUGCCUGUGGAACAUGAUCCAUCUGCACAAUGGACUCGAACACUCACUAAAUCUGGAAAUAUUGCCACUGUGGUUACAAAAGCACCUGGUCCUAAAAAACGUGGCCGGCCUAGGAAAUAUCCUAAUGAGCAAGGACAAAUUGAUUUAUCACCUUAUCAAAGAAAAAAGCCAAAGCAAGCAGCAAAGGAACCAGAAGCUCUCACAACACUACUUGCUUCAGGAUCUUUGGAUUUGAAACAGGAGCCACUUGAUGAAGAAGAUAAUGGAAAUGAGGAUUUUGAAGGCAUUGAUGAUCCAGACUUCAACCCAGGUGUUGAAGAAGAUAAUGGCUCUGAUAAUGAGACUAUUGAGAAGGAAGAACAGAUUGAUGUCCCAAAGAAACGAGGACGGGCACGCAAGAACCAGGACUCUACCAAGAAGAUCAAAGUUGAGGAAGGUGAAGAUGUGCUGCUAAAGGAAACAAUUUUGGCUUUCUCUGAACCCAUUCCCGAGCACAUUCUCAAUCCUAAACCGAAAAAAAAACCAACGAAGAGGAAGAAGUACAACUAUGAAAAAACUCACACUUGUGAGACUUGUGGCACUUCGUUCACCUCAAAUGCGUCGCUUCAGGCUCACAUACGACGUCACUUGGGUAUCAAACCAUUUGUUUGCAGUGUGUGUGGGUACGCGUGCGUUCUGAACAUGGAGUUGCGCCGUCACAUGAUGCGUCACACCGGCCAACGUCCGUACAAAUGCCGCAUAUGCGAUAGGAGGUUCGGUGACUUUGGCAGUAGGCAGAAACACGAGAGAUUGCACAUGGGUCUCAGGCCAUACCAGUGUUCAGUUUGUGGGAAAUCUUUCACAUACUCAUAUGUGUUGGCCAAUCAUAUGUUGACGCACACCGGAGAGAAGAAAUAUUCGUGUGGUCCAUGCAACAAGAAGUUCACUAAAGCGCACCAUCUGAAGUAUCACAACAAGGUGCAUCACAAGGAGCUGUACAUCCAGCAGCAGCUGGAGGCUGAAGCAAAGAAGAUGCGUCAACAGAUGAACGUGAUAGGGCUCUCCGGGGUGAUCUCCGGACAGAUUGUUGAUGGCACAUUGCAACUUACACAGAAUACAGUUUCGGAAGACUGUGAACAAGAGGCGCAGAUGCAGGUGGUUGAAGAGCAGCGUCAAGAGUCUGACAACGACGAGAAGGAGACAGACCGCGCGGUCGCUAGCAUGCAAGCAGUCAUCGGCAUCUAAUGAAUAAAUGGGUGGAGACAUAUGAAGCUUACGAUAAAUAAUCGUUUCCAGAGUGAAGAAUAAACUUAACGAUCUGUAGAAUAAUCACGAAAUAAUCGAAUUAAAUAAAAUUGUGUACAAUAUGUAUGACAUUUCUGUUUCUAUAUCUGUAUAUCACUGUUUCUCAUAGUUAACUUCACGUUAUUCUUAAUAUAUUUAAAUAUUUAAGUUUUAAUUGAUAAUGUUAUAGUCAUUUAUGUGUAAAUAAUAAAAAAAUCGUGGACUGAAAUU
Messenger RNA from Diatraea saccharalis (sugarcane borer), 1918 nucleotides. NCBI's taxonomy places the organism in Eukaryota, Metazoa, Arthropoda, Insecta, Lepidoptera, Crambidae. The record is from the annotation of a GenBank genome assembly.